AAUUUGCAGAAAGAAAUGAAGAGAAUAGUUAGAUAGGACACUGGAUAAUGUGGCACUUGGAUUUCUUAUUCAGAACCCUGGAUUUCAUAGUAUUUCUCUAUGUUUGAUUUCCUUUUCCCUUUUCUAGACCUUGUAAUGAAAUGAAGCCAAUGCAGCCUAUUCAUUGCAUUUAGACUCAAGUGCUUUGAGGAGAUUAGGUGGAUUUAUGCCCAAGACUUCCUGUGCCCAAGGAGGUGGUAACUGAAAAAACAAAUGAACAGAAGGCACCAUUUGGAAUUUCCAUCUCUAGUGUCCUUCUUAUGAAUUGAGUUAUUCAUUUGUAUUCACCUGAAUAGGUUUGGUUCAAUACAAAGCUACUGUGUUGGUUUUGGGACUAGACUCUUAGCCACCAGAAGACAGGAUAUUAAAACUUCAGGCUCCUAUGAAGACCCUUUGGACAUCACUCAGGACUCCGGGGCCUGGGCCACAGAAGACCUUCUCUUUGUUUCCAUGUUGUCUCUCGUGAAGGAUGAAUUAAACCACUCUCCUCCGUCUUCGCCCAAACAUCAUAGUUUUUAACCAAAUCCUUUCUCCCUGCUCCUUAUAAGAGAAAGAAAGGAGAUUCUUUUUGUUACAUUGUUACGGGCAGCAUUUACUAAAUAAAACAAUAGUCUAGAUUGUAAUUAUGCUUUUCAAAUCUGAAAAUACUGUAAUCUAACAUUUUUGUUCUCAGAUCUUAGGUGCUCUUUUUACCAUUGACCAUCUAGAGUUCUACCUAUGGAUGAAAAUAUAAUCAAAUAACAAAGCCAUUUAGGAAAUAUAAAGUAUAGAAGGAGGCAGUAUGGUAUGAACCAAAAUCAAGCACGAGACUUUUGUGGUCAAAUAGACCGUAUUCAAAUCCUUCCUCUCUCACUUUCUACCUGCGUGACUUCAAAACAUGUCUUAACCUCUUUAAGCCUCUGUCUUCAUCUGUAAAAUGGGAUGAUAAUAGUACAGGCCUCUUAAAAUGGCUUUGUGGACUUAAGUGAACUAAUACACCUAAAUCAUUUUCCACCAUGCCUACCACUUAACAUGGAAUAAAUGACAAUUUGUCAUAAGACGCAUCCUCUGUCCUCAGGGAACAUAGAAUAUAAUUUGUAAUAGGAUAUAAUAAAAGACAGUGUACUAGCACUAAAAUCAUUAACACUCAGAGAAACACAGAAUUUCAGGGAAAGGAGAGAGGGAUUUUUUUUUAACUGGAGUGACCUAGGAAGAUCAUGAAAAGAAGAACAUGACUUAGAAUUUGAAAGUUGAACAGGAUUUGGAUUAGGCAAAAGAGAGAUGAUGAGAUUUCUAACUGGAAGGAGAACAGAAGUAUGUGAAGCACAAAGAAGAAUGAUGGUGAAGAGGCCAAUGAGUAGACUCCAUAGUACAUGACAGGGAUAAUUGAGGCCAUGGUGGGAUUAGCCUAAAACAGUCAAGUCCAAGAGACACUGGAAUCAUCAGCAGAGGAGCAUGAAGGUCAUUUAGGCAAUGGGAAGGCACUGAAAAUAACUAAGUAGGUGGGCAAUGUGAUAAUGGAGAACAGGAUGGAUGAUAACGGGAAGAGGAAGGAAAAUGGGAGAUUAGAUAGGAGGCUAUCACAAGAACCCAAAUGUAAGAUAACAAUGGAUAGAAAUGACUGGGGCAGUAGAAAAGGACCAAAGCAAUAGAUAUGAGAAAUUUUUGAAGGACAAACUAUCAGCAUUUAGGAACAAAUUGAAUAAAGGAGAGAAAGCAGCCUGAAUCAAUGUUUCUAGGUGUCGAGCUAAAUUACAGUGUGUGCUGUAAUAUCACAGCACACCAGGACCACAAUUCUCUUUAAAUUAUAACCUACAUCCAAUUAAACUUUCCUAAAACGUUUUUGCUUUGAGUUUCCCAUGAUGAGUUAAUACCCUAUUUUAUCCAUUUUGUAACUUUGAACUUUAAGCUGACUUUACUCAUUCAUUCAUUCAGUAAAUACUUCUUGGAAAGCUUCCUGUAUCGGGCAUGGUGCUAGGCACCAGAAUCAAAGCAAAGAGCAUCAAAAUCGCCACCAUGGAGGAUUUCUCAGUCCUCCUCUUCAGGGUAGAGGAGGAAAUGAGGGGAGUGGCAUAUGUGUAAAUUAUAAUAUUCCACGAUUUGCUCUGAAAUGAAAGGGUGCCCAUAACCACUGAGGUACCUCAGAAAGCGCUCUAACAUUAAACAGGGGAAUGUGACUGCGUCACAUUAAAUGUGAGGUACCUAGAGACACAUGUCAUCUUUCCUUUUUCUAGAUCCAGCACACUACCCAUGGAGGAAAUAAAUAAAACUGCAAAGAUACAAUUCUUCUUUCGUCCAUUCUCAGCUGACCCUAAGGUACAAGUAGGGAUUUUUGUGGCCUUCCUGACGAUGUACCUGAUCAGCCUCAGCGGAAACACCACAAUUGCAGUCAUUGUCCAGAUCAACCACUCCCUCCACAUCCCCAUGUACUUUUUCCUGGUGAACCUGGCAGUUCUAGAAAUCUUCUAUACAUCUUCCAUUGCCCCACUGGCCUUGGCGAACCUUCUUUCAAUGGGCAGGACUCCUGUUUCCAUCCCUGGCUGUGGGACCCAAAUGUUUUUCUUUGUCUUCCUGGGUGGAGCUGAUUGUGUCCUGCUUGCGGUCAUGGCUUAUGACCGGUUUGUAGCAAUCUGUUACCCUCUACGAUACACCCACGUCAUGAGCUGGCCCUUGUGUGUGGAGCUGGUGGUAGGGUCCCUGGUGCUGGGGUUCCUGCUGUCGCUGCCACUGACUAUUUUGAUCUUCCGUCUCCCAUUCUGCAACAACAAUGAGAUCUACCACUUCUACUGUGACAUGCCUGCUGUCAUGCGCCUGGCCUGUGCGGACACACACAUUCACAAGACUGCCCUGUACAUCGUCAGCUUCAUCGUCCUAAGCGUCCCACUCUCAUUAAUCUCCAUCUCCUACGUCUUCAUCGUGGCAGCCAUUUUACGGAUCCGGUCAACAGAAGGGCGCCACCGAGCCUUCUCCACCUGCUCCUCGCACAUCUUAGUGGUCCUCCUGCAGUAUGGCUGCACCAGCUUUAUAUACUUGUCUCCCAGUUCCAGCUACUCUCCUGAGUUGGGCCGGGUGGUGUCCGUGGUCUACACCUUCAUCACUCCCAUUUUAAACCCUUUGAUCUACAGUAUGCGGAACAAGGAACUGAAAGAUGCCCUACAGAAGGCACUGAGGAAGUUCUAGGUAGGAUGAUCCCAUGACUUGUCAAAAUUGGACACUUGAGGGCAAAACGGGAUGCUAUUAAUAAUUAUGCUGUGACAGCAUGCAUGAGCCAAGAAUGUCCUCGCAGACUGAGAUAUGGCCCACUAUUCUAGGAUCACCAGAGGAGAAGAAUACUACUGUGUAAUUGAAAUAAAGCUGUGUCAUGGAGGGCAGCAUGUCCUGGGCAUUGAUGGAAGAACAUCAACAUUUAUUGGACUUUAUAUACUAGGCACUUUACAUGGGUUAUCUCACUUAGCCCAUAGUAAGUACCACUGUCCUCAUUUUUUUAGAAAAGGAAACCAAAAUGGCUAACAAAAGACAUACCCAGGAUGAGAACACAGGUAUUUAAAAAAUCUAAAGACAGGCCGCCUGGCUGAGUGGCUCAGUUGGUUGAGCCUCUGACUCUCGACUUCAGCUCAGGUCAUGAUCCCAGGGUCAUGGGAUUGAGCCCUGCAUCGGGCUCCAUGCUGAGCAUAGAGCCUGCUUCAGAUUCUCUCUUUCUCCCUCUGCUCCUUUCCCCUGCUUCUACUCUCUCUCUCUCUCUAAAAAAUUAAAAAUUAAAAAAAAUUGUUAAUAGAAAUCUAAAGACUAAGCUAUCUUCACACAAUAUUGGCCAAGCAGGCCCUGAAUGAAAAAAAAAAAAAAAAAAAAAAAAAGAGAAGAGAAAAGAAAAGAAAAGAAAAGAAAAGAAAAGAAAAGAAAAGAAAAGAAAAGAAAAAGAGGAGGUUUUGCAGUUGGCCAAAGGAAGGGGGACUUUUUUUUUAAUAUGGUUUUGUUGUAUUAACCAAAAAGAAAACUCAUAACUCUCAUAACUUUUAAAGAGCACCCCAGCAAUCAAAAGGAUAGUAAUGAAGGAAAAUGCUACUUAAUUUAAUAAGUGAAAAUAUGGGAAAGGGAGAAAGUGAGCCUCGUUGAAUCUCGGACUCCACCAGAAUCCCUUCUAUAGCAUCUCAGUGUUCCAGACUCUGCUUGAGCUUCCAAGGAGAGAGAUCAUUAACUUGUAAGACACCA
This is a messenger RNA of Leopardus geoffroyi (Geoffroy's cat), 4227 nucleotides long. RefSeq names its product olfactory receptor 10V1. The record is from RefSeq and is a predicted model, not a curated record. Gene Ontology annotation, cellular component: membrane. Gene Ontology annotation, molecular function: olfactory receptor activity; G protein-coupled receptor activity. Gene Ontology annotation, biological process: G protein-coupled receptor signaling pathway. Bases 2269 to 3198 code for a protein of 309 amino acids. The transcript has a single exon. NCBI's taxonomy places the organism in Eukaryota, Metazoa, Chordata, Mammalia, Carnivora, Felidae.